UGCUUUUUCAUUCUUAACACGGAGCACAAUAAACUCGAUGGACAUGUGUCGGUGAGAAGCUGAGCCACUUCACUAAAGCUGACAGUGAGCCGUCUGUCAACAUCUGAGGAUAUCACGCACAGGGCCGAGAGCGGCACAUCAAACCGUACAAGUCAACAAUCCCUAAACAGACUUUCUCCAUCAAGAUGUCAAACACGGGAGGUCGGAGACUGAAGCAGUGGCUGAUGGAGCAGAUCCAGAGCGCGCAGUACCCUGGCCUGCAGUGGGAGGAUGACAGCCACGCUUUGUUCCGUAUUCCGUGGAAACACGCAGGGAAACAGGAUUACAACCAAGAAGUAGACGCAUCCAUUUUUAAGGCCUGGGCUGUGUUUAAAGGCAAGUUCAAGGAGGGGGACAAGGCUGAGCCUGCAACAUGGAAGACCAGACUCCGCUGUGCCCUGAAUAAAAGCCCUGACUUUGAGGAGGUGACUGAAAGGUCACAGCUGGACAUCUCUGAGCCCUAUAAAGUCUACCGCAUUGUACCGGAGGGAGAACAGAAGAAUGGCAAAAGCUCAGUGAUGGCCAUGGCAACUACCACCAGUUCUGGUGAUAUCACUGACAUGGACUGCAGCCCUGCAGAACUAGAUGAGCUCAUUAAAGAGGAGGAAGGCUGUAGCAUCCAGGCCAGUCCAGAGUACUGGUCCCAGGGCAGCAUCAAUGCUUUCCCACUGCAUCAGGACCCAUUGCCAUCAGGCACCCUCAGCUCAGCCUUCUCCCAAAUGAUGAUCACUUUCUUCUAUGGAGGAAAGCUGAUCAACAGCACAGUGGUAAAUAAUUCUGAAGGCUGCCGAAUCGCCCCACAACUGCAACUGGGCCGUGGUGCCCUAUACAGUUCAGAGACCAUGCAGAGUGUUCAUUUCCCGCCUGCUGAGCUCAUCGAGCACGACCGCCAGCGCCAUGUCACACGCAAGCUCCUGGGCCACCUGGAGAGAGGCGUACUGGUCCGUGCCAACCAAGAGGGCAUCUUCAUCAAAAGGCUGUGCCAGAGCCGUGUCUUCUGGAGCGGGCUGGGAGAAGUGGGCUCACAAUACAGCCCCAUUCCUUGUAAACUUGCGAGGGAUGCUGUAGUCAAGAUUUUUGACACAGGAAGGUUUCUUCAAGCUCUACAGCUGUACCAGGAUGGUCAGUUCCCUGCUCCUGAUCCCACAGUGACUCUGUGUUUUGGAGAGGAGCUCCACGAUCUCAGCAAUGCCAAGGCCAAACUGAUCAUUGUGCAGAUCACUGUGGUGAACUGUCAGCACCUGCUGGAGGCAGUGAACAUGCGGCGCUCCCAGCCCUACCCAAACCUGGAGAUGUCUGAUAAUGUGGCCACUGACCAGAUGGCCCGCAUCUACCAGGACUUGUGCAGCUACAGCGGCCCCCAGAGACCAGCUUGCUACAGGGACAACAUGCCUAUCACUGCCUGAAGUAACUGUGAGCAGUGACACACCCGUCCGGAGCUUCUCAGUUUGUACCACACUGAAUGUACAACAUAUUAGGGACAGUAUCACAAUUAAUUUUGACUGUUUAACUAGAACUUUGAAGCUGCAGCUCAGUAUUGGGAUGUCCCUAAUAUUUUGUUUAUCAGUAAUUUUCAUUUUUGUAUACAUACAGUGCAAACUCUGUGUCUAACCUCUUCUUUGUUAUUGCCAGAGAGUGUUAUCAUCUGGCACUGUCAUUUUCAUAUUAUACACAUAACUCAGCGUUGCAAAGCCUUAAGGACAUAUAUAUAUAUAUAUAUCUUUAAAGUCUCAAAGCCUCAUUGCAGUAUGACAGCAACUUAGUUCUCAAAACUGAAUUUUGAUGUGUAUCAGAGCUUUUAUUGUUUUUGCUUUUGAGUUGCUUCCUUAUGUUUUGACCGUUUGGAUAAACAGAUCAAAUUGAUAUUUUGUUAGAUAUUUUGAUAUUUUUUAGAGUAAAUAUUUUUUAUAGGAGUUGAUACGAAUUGCAUGUAAUAGUAGAUGCAAUGUGGCAUUAUAUACCAGAUAGGUUUUACUAUCAGAUUGUUUUACUUUAUUCCAUCAUUUUUAUAAACUGCAUUUCUAGUAAAACUUUUUUUUUUACAGAACUACACAUGUGCUUGUCUUCAUAUAAUCAUAUUGUUCUUUUAUUUAAUGUUGAUUGUUGAAUUAUUUCAAAAAAUGACCAAUAUAAAAUGUAUGGCACCUGCUAAAAUGGGCUAAUGGGCACAGGUUAGACCCAUGGGUCCAUAUUUUUGCUCAUGAACCACAAAUUACACUUCGCUGAAAUUGCUCUCAACAAGUUUCCAAAGCAUACGAUCUAUCUAGGCAUUUCAUUUGUUUAAUUUAUCUGAACAGUAUUAAAAUCAAUGUGUAGAACUGUCA
Molecule: messenger RNA, 2363 nt
Organism: Chelmon rostratus (copperband butterflyfish)
Lineage: Eukaryota; Metazoa; Chordata; Actinopteri; Chaetodontiformes; Chaetodontidae
Gene: irf8
Product: interferon regulatory factor 8
Exons: 9
Coding region: 186-1445 (419 amino acids)
Biological process (GO): immune system process; regulation of transcription by RNA polymerase II
Cellular component (GO): nucleus
Molecular function (GO): DNA-binding transcription factor activity, RNA polymerase II-specific; protein binding; RNA polymerase II cis-regulatory region sequence-specific DNA binding
Source: RefSeq, a predicted model, not a curated record